AAUAAUGCUUUGCAAUUUCAGCAGUCUACUACACAUUAAUUAUCCCAAUAAAUAUUUCACAACAACAAUGGAUGAGUCAGUUAGAAAAAAAAAUCAUUCCAAAAUGCAAUUAGUUUCUGAUAUAAUAAAGGAUAGAAGAAGAUUUACAACUCCCGCUGACAUUAAUGCUAAUUAAAAGAACACGUUAGGUAGAGAAAUAUAGGAUCAAAACAUUCUGCAGGUAUUCGCCGAAAAUGAAACCCAGAAUAAUCCAUCUUUUACCUGGAAAAGUAGAAAGAAGUAGUAUUCUUUUUAUUUUCGGUAGGUGGCGUUUUUCAUGGCACGUGGUCAAAACUCUGUAACACAGUUAAAUGCAACUAAAAAUCAGGUAAGGCUCUGUUGUUAUUUCAUAUGUUAUCGUCUGCUAUUAAGCGAGCAUGGGUGAUUCUUCCGAACAUACUAGGACUACUGAUUUCUGGAGAAGGCCUCAUACCGAAGAAUUGGUGGAUGUGCACGUGUACCUUGUCCCAUCAGAAAAAUGGAUCGAACAACGUAAACUAGCUAAAAGGGAUGUUAUCGAUCAAGCUGUUUCAUCUGGUUUCGUCAGAGUUCUGCCGUCAACCACUCUUCUAGAGCUGCGGAGUGAAAUCAGUACGCAAUUGGGAUCGGAAAAUGUUCCAGAAGCUUUUGUGUUUUUGCGCAGUGUGGGAAGAAAUUUUACUCAAGUAAGAUGUAAGCAAGAAUUGGAACUAAAAAUCAAAAGUUUCUUACCACCUUACGCAGAAGAACCAGAAGUUUACCUAAAAGAAGGUGACUACACUGCCGUUCGAAGUGCGUCUCUUAGCGUCCUAUCCAGAAACACACUGUUCAAUAAUUCAGAUUCACCUACAGAAUAUCCUACAUCAUCUGAAUCAUUUAGUGAAAGCCAAGGGGGAAAUAUUAUUUCAACAGUUAAUCAGAAACCGCGAACGCUUAGUUUGGACAGGAUUGAAAAAAGAAACGCAAUGUCUUCUGUCAAGUCAACUCCAACUCAACUAAACUUACAAAGACUUAGGCAGAGGAACACUCGUCCACCAACACCAAGAGUAAAGGAAAGAUCGUUCGGAAAGUCUUCUUCUAAAUAUAGGUCCACCUCAAUCAACUCUAUGAAACUGAAUGAAUCAAUUCGAGAGAGUCCAACAGAACUAGUCGAAGAAAGAGCGAGCAAAAAUGAAACAUUAGAUGUGGAAAAGGAAUCGGAAAGAAUUGUCAACAGUCCGCCUCCAAGACCACCAAGCGAAACUUCAAAGGCAAAUAAAGAUGUUAGUAUAACAGUACCCACGCCAACUCCAGAUUUAGGUAAGAUUACUGUCUUGUCGGAUAACUUAAGUGAGAAUCAUAUCAAUUCAGAGACUGUUCCAGAAAGUACCGAAAACCAACAAAACGACGAAAUUGACUCUCUUAAAGAGUCCGAAACGAAUGUAGAGAACAUUCAAAAUAUUCCAAAGAACUUAAGUAGCGAAACCAUUACAGAUGACCAAGAACAUUCUUACAAAGAAUGUCCAUGCGAUAACAAUGACGUUAUAGACCAGCUUUUGAGGGAUAAUGUCUGUGAGCACGAUUCCGCAAGAAGCCAGUUUUCAUUUGAUGAUAGUAUUCAAUCUAAAAUGGGAAAUGAGGACAUCAUAAUGGAUCCCAUCAAACUUCUUCAAGGAGAAGGAGAUUCUUUGAAAAAUUCGGAGGAAAAUACAAGAGACCAUUUUGAUGAAGGCUUCCACAGCGGCGAACUUGUUGCCUCGGAAGAAGACAGCAACAGCAUCGACACACUUGGAAGCUCUGACGUGAAAAAUGAAGAGGAUCUUGCAAAGCCCUUAUUAAGAGCUGCCACGCCAAUGCCUAGAAGUUCCAGUUUUUACAAAUCAGCUAAACUUGAUCCUGAAAGUAAGAUGGACGGAAGAUCCAUAACUAGCAUGAUUGCAUAAAUCUAAGCAACGUGAAAAAGAGUACAAAUAAGGACAUAUAA
Messenger RNA from Parasteatoda tepidariorum (common house spider), 1981 nucleotides. RefSeq lists its product as uncharacterized. Lineage: Eukaryota; Metazoa; Arthropoda; Arachnida; Araneae; Theridiidae. The record is from RefSeq and is a predicted model, not a curated record.